Messenger RNA from Symbiodinium necroappetens, 1296 nucleotides. The record is from the annotation of a GenBank genome assembly. NCBI's taxonomy places the organism in Eukaryota, Dinophyceae, Suessiales, Symbiodiniaceae.
AUGGCUUGCGCAUUGCAGGCCGUGGACGUGCUUGCACUGCUGAUCGCAGCCUGGGCCUGGCGACAACUUUUCCUGCUCGCUUGUGCUGCUAGCCCUUCAAGCCCGUCUUGCCGAUCAGUGCUUUGUGUCAAAGCGGUCCUUGGCAGUAUCGGCAAUAGCGAAGCCGAUGAAACAGAAGCUGUUGGAUCGUCUUCUCGCUGGAGGGAUGCUGUCCAGAAGCCACUGAAGGCUGCAGCUGCGCUUCUGCAAAAUCUACAGCGUGCUGAAGGAUUCCAGGAGACGGACUCCAAGCUGGAAGCUUCUUUUGAAAGUGAGGAUGCAAGCCCAGCGACUUCCAGUUUGACGAAAGCUGUGCCAGGCGCGCUGGUGCAGGAGCAAGAGUCAGGGCUCGGACCGCCUACGCACACCUGCGAAGAUGUGGAUGCUCAAGAGUCUACUCCUUGCAUCUUGACUGACACCACUGUAGCCCUAGAAGCUGUCGAUGAUGGUCCCCUGACGGAAGAGCUUGCGGUGAGCCCAGCCCGGAGCUCUUCGAGCCCCCCAGAGUGCCAAGUGGAGGGGCAGGGCAGCUGCAAUGCAGAGGAGCCACAGUCUGAGCAGGAUUUGGAGGGUGAAGCAGAUGAUGCUCUCGACAGGGACCAGUCAUCCACUUCAGGCUUCCAGAUCGAUCUCGGCGCUAGCGUCCAGCAGGAGUACGAGCCUGCUUCGCCCUUUGAAAGGGAAAGUCGCAAAGCAGACGUGGUCAAUACGACGGCUGUUCUCGAAGAGAAGUGCCUGGAGACAGACUCAGAAACAGCAAGCGACACAUAUGAUGCGUCGGCGGCGGCACAAGGCCAAUGUCCGCACGAGCAAAGCUGCACGACGACUAGCCCUCACAAGGUUGAUCCGACUGCGAUCGCAUCGGAAAGCCCGGUGGCAGACGCAGCCGUACAGAACGGCUUCGAAAGCCCCAUCAUUGCAGAAUACACCCACGAGCACUCACAGAGCGACCGCCCUGAGCUGGAGCAAGUAGAAUGGCCGGACGAGUCCAGGGGCAAGUCCGCAGAGGCCUCUUGGCGACCAAGUUUGCGACCAGUGGUUAGUCACAAGGCGGAACAGGCAACAGCAGAAGACUUCGAUGAAACCACGGAAGUCGAAGGCGACAGCCCCUUGCUGUCGGAGCACGCUCAGGCGCGGAUUUGGUGUCGUCGUGAUCGUGGUUUGGAUGGAGCCACCUCAGACUCGAUGCAGAGCAGUUCCAGCCGCGGCAAGCCUCGAAGAGCUUUCUACAAAGCACGACAAGUGCAAGAAGCUUAA